UUGCGUUGUGUGUAUAUAUUCUGCAUGCACACACACACAAUGGGUGUAUAGGUGUACGCAGCGUUUUUCUCACCGCGAGCGCCGUCGUAUUAUAUCUCUACACUAUAUACAAUUUGCGCGCAGAGAGUAGUAUAGUAGUAGUAGUCUUACGGCACGCGCACUCACAUAUUCGCUGUGUAUAUGCGGCGCAGUGAUUCCUGCUUGCAAUGCGUAUAUUAUAAUCUUCGACGCGCAAACUUUGUCAUAUAAGUUUAUAAGCACGCACACGGGGCCCCACACCGCCGCCGCCGCCUCGUUGCCAUCCUUAUCUCUCUCUGUGUAUAUACUCGCGGGCAGCGCGUGAACUCGCGCGACAUUCCGACGGUUUAUAUACCUGUGUGUGUGGGAGUGAGCGUGGAGUGCUGCGCUUAUACAUACGGAGCUCCGCGAGCUCCGCGGCGCAAAGUGUCAACGAGCCUCGCGAAUCGUCGGCCGAUCGUUGUGUUAUUAUAAUACGUUCGCAGUGAUCUGUGUGUGCGUGUGUGUGCAGUUUUUCGGUGCGGUGUAUAACACGCUGUGCAACGAAAUAGUGCCGAUCGCGUGUGUAUGUGCGUCUCUCGUGUGCUUACUCGUAGUAAUAAGGAAAAACUUGCGGAUAUCGCAGAAACGCGGAACACAAGCUGCGCUCGAGGCGAUCGAUUCGUAGAGAAAGUCGAAAGCUUUUCUCUAAGUAUAAAGCAGCCCAGCAGCAGCAGCAGAGCAAACAGCAUAUAGAUAUAAUACACACUUUCUGAUUUCGAAAUUCGCAUUCGCGGGUCGCAGCAGCGAUCACCGACGAGUCAUUACAUUGCGCGUGUAUGUCUGUAUAGGCAGCUCUCCUCUCGCGAUCGCGAGGACCGCGUCGAGAAGUGUUGCUGCUGCUGCUGCGCGACCCAGUUCAAGGCUAUACAUACGUAUACGUACUGUACAUUAUACAUAGCCACCGCAUACAAGCGCGUGCGCCCGUAAGUGUGUGUGUGUGUGUGUGUGCCAUUAGCCCCGGGGACCGAUGAGCAUGUUUGCACCUUAGCACGUCUAUAAGGAGGAUGGACGAUCUUUACUGAAGCAUAUUAUCCCGAUACUCGAGCGCGAUAUAACCAUGUCGAACAAGCAAAAGCAGCAACAGCAACAGCAACAGCAACAACAUCAACAACAGCAGCAUCAAAAGGAUCAUGGCUCGUCCGCGGUGGUACCGCCGCGAUACCAACCACCGCCUCAGCCGCUGACCAAUUCCUCCUCCUCCGGUGGUAGCGGCAUCCUCAAGUCCCAUCAUCAUCACCAUCACCAUCAUCAUCCGGCCUACCCGGGCUCGGGUCUGCCCGUACCCGUGAGCGGUCUGACUCACCUGCAGCAGCAGCAGCAGCUGCACCAGAUCCAUCAGCAGCAGGCCGCGCGCCUCGCCAAUCAAGUCAAGGAGGCUGUGCAGAGCAAGUUUAGUCACAACAACAAACACCUACAGCAGCAGCAGCAACUCGGCGAUUUGCCACCUGCUGCCGUAGCUGCCAACAACCAAGCCGGAGGAGCUCUGUCCGCGAGGUCGGAAAAAUUGUCGAGCGCUCCAGGACCGGCAGCGGUAUCGUCGCACGGCAAGAGUUUUCUACCCACUGCCAUACCACAGCCGAAUAAUAAUCAGCAGUCAGCUGGAGGACCACCACCAGCAUCGGUCGUCAUCCAACAACAACAGCAGCAACAAAUCGCUCAGGUGCAAAACGUCGUCGGCCUGCCCAAUGGCAGCAGCAGCGGGGGCAACAGCAAUCAUCAUCAGCAACACGCUACUCAACUUCAGGCCCCAACGCAGCCGUCGAGCUCAUCCGGUCAGAGGCAGAGGAUAUCGGACGAGGAAUUUUUGCGCCUCGGCCCCAUCGACAUGCUCAAGUUCGUGCGAAAGACGGAGAGCGACAUGGUGCGAUUGGCCGCCGAGCAGCAUCGACAGAUACAGUCGCUCGUGAACGAGCUGCGAGCCAUGAAGGAGGCGAAUCAGCGUCUCGGCGACGACAAUCAAGAGCUGCGCGACCUCUGCUGCUUCCUCGACGACGAUCGGCAGAAGGGCCGGAAGUUGGCGCGCGAGUGGCAGCGUUUCGGCCGAUACACGGCGAGCGUCAUGCGCCAGGAGGUCUCGGCUUAUCAGAACAAGCUCAGGCAGCUCGACAACAAGCAGCAGGAGCUCAUCAAGGACAAUCUCGAGCUCAAGGAGCUAUGCCUAUAUCUGGACGAGGAGCGAGGAGGUAGCGGCGGAGGUGGUCAUGGAGCCGGUGGACAGAGGGACGACGGCGACGGAUCCUCGUCGAGCACCAACGCCGACGAGAGUCAGACACCGGCCAUGAAUCGACUGCAGAGGAAUGUCUAUUCCACAUUCAAUGACCAAACGAUGCAGUACCUGCGCCAUCUCGAGCAAAAAGUCAAACAGCUGGAGGAGGACAAGAGCAUGCUGCAGGCGAGGGUGCAGGGCUGGCCGGGUGGCGUCAGCGGCGUCAACGGCGUCAUCGGCGGCCCGAUGCAGGACGCCAACAACUGGGUGGACGGCAGUCCCACGCGCAACACGAGCAACAACAGCAACACGAGCAACACGAGCGACGACUAUCAUCUGGGCUCGCGACCCGAGGCCGUCGUCAGGGCGCUCCAGGUGCUGGAGGUGCGCGAGCAGCUGGAGCGCGAGGCCGGCCACGACGGCGAGAAGGCCCUCGUCCGCGAGAUGUGCAACGUCGUCUGGAGGAAGCUCGAGGAGGCGCCGCUCAUGCAGAACAGGCCCUGAGGCGUCUUGCAGAGAGACUCCUCCUUUACCCCCCCGACAAGUGCAAUAAUUUUACGCAACUCGUAAUUUAUACUUAAGCGUAUGAAUAUCUGUUAAUGCGCACGAUCGUAAAGUGCAACUACGAGAGAUAUUUAUUAUACUUAUCUAUAAGAACUUGUAAAUAAUUAGUCAUUUAAAAUAAAAACUAUUCGAUAGGGUAAGAAAUUAUAUAAAUAUAUUCGACAAACAAAAUAGUGUAACAAAUACAAUAGUUUUAAUAUAUAAAAUAUAAAUUAUAUGUUUACAUAAUAUUAUAAAAUUAGAUCUUUCUUGAUAAUGUAGUAAAAUUAAAGACCAGCUUUAAAAGUAA
Trichogramma pretiosum is the source of this 3119-nucleotide messenger RNA. It is a transcript of the gene Ccdc85, whose product is annotated as coiled-coil domain-containing protein 85C. The coding region runs from base 1118 to 2770 and encodes 550 amino acids. NCBI's taxonomy places the organism in Eukaryota, Metazoa, Arthropoda, Insecta, Hymenoptera, Trichogrammatidae. The transcript has 4 exons. The record is from RefSeq and is a predicted model, not a curated record.